Messenger RNA from Paramuricea clavata, 2496 nucleotides. NCBI's taxonomy places the organism in Eukaryota, Metazoa, Cnidaria, Anthozoa, Malacalcyonacea, Plexauridae. The record is from the annotation of a GenBank genome assembly.
AUGGCAUCCCCAUAUAUCCAUAUCUUUGGUAAUCCAGUUACCCCUGGUUAUCCAGUUUUCCUUGGUUAUCUAGUUAUCCUUGGUUAUCCAGUUAUCCCAGGUUAUCUAGUUACCCCUGGUUAUCUAGUUAUCCCUGGUUAUCCAGUUAUCCCUGGUUAUCUAGUUACCCGUGGUUAUCUAGUUAUCCCUGGUUAUCUAGUUAUCCCUGGUAAUCUAGUUAUCCCUGGUAAUCUAGUUAUUCCUGGUUAUCUAGUUAUCCCUGGUUAUCUAGUUAUCCCUGGUUAUCUAGUUAUCCCUGGUUAUCUAGUUAUCCCUGGUUAUCUAGUUAUCCCUGGUUAUCUAGUUAUCCCUGGUUAUCUAGUUAUCCUUGGUUACCUAGUUAUCCCUGGUUAUCUAGUUAUCCCUGGUUAUCUAGUUAUCUUGAUAAUCUAGUUAUCUUUAGUAAUCUAGUUAUCUUGAUAAUCUAGUUAUCCUUAGUAAUCUAGUUAUCUUGGUAAUCUAGUUAUCCUUAGUAAUCUUGUUAUCUUGGUAAUCUAGUUAUCCUUAGUAAUCUAGUUAUCUUGGUAACCUAGGUAAUCUAGUUAUCUUUAGUAAUCUAGUUAUCUUGGUAUUCUAGUUAUCCUUAGUAAUCUAGUUAUCUUGGUAAUCUAGUUAUCUUUAGUAAUCUUGUUAUCUUGGUAAUCUAGUUAUCUUUAGUAAUCUAGCUAUCUUGGUAAUCUUGUUAUCUUUAGUAAUCUUGUUAUCUUGGUAAUCUAGUUAUCUUUAGUAAUCUAGUUAUCUUGGUAAUCUAGUUAUCCUUAGUAAUCUAGUUAUCUUGGUAAUCUAGUUAUCUUUAGUAAUCUAGUUAUCUUGGUAAUCUUGUUAUCUUUAGUAAUCUAGUUAUUCUUGGUAAUCUAGUUAUCCUUAGUAAUCUAGUUAUAUUCGAUAUGUAGUUAUCCUUGGUAAUCUAGUUAUCCUUAGUAACAUCUAGUUUUGCUUGGUAGUCUAGUUAUCCUUGGUAAUGUAAUGAUGAUCACCACCAUCACUUGUUGGAAAUAUCUGGAAAUGCUCUUACAGGUUUAUAAGUUUCAAUAAUUUCUGGGACCAGCAAAAGUUCGUCAUCUUAAUUAAACCAAGCCCGAUCUUUGCAUGGUACAUGAACUUAUUUUGUACUUAAUGCCCGUCUAUUGGAGUCUAUAACAAAUAUGAUACAUUUUCGCAAGUUUGAGGUUGGAUAAUAUUUAUCAGAUUUACUAUCUGCUAGUAAAACCACGUGCGUGAUCAAGCACGAAUAUUUAAUUCGAGUCAAUCAUUUGCGUCAAAUCCUGUGACACUGCUUAGUUUGAUGUCCUCAUAAGGGGUGGGUAAAACCAGAUUUGAACGUGUAAUUAAUGCGAACAGAAGUUUGUAUGUAGCUACAACUUCUCCGCACAGGCAUUAUCGUACAUGAUAUAGAGAUUUUUUACUAUAUCCAGGUAUAGAUACAAGUCUAUAUGCACAUCAUCCAGCUGCGCGCGUUCACCAGUUAGAUGAAUACCAUACAUAAUACAUUCAAUACCUAAGAAGUACAAAACAUCUUGGUGAUAUCAAUUAUGCCAUCAAGCAUCUGCGCAGGAAAGUGAGUGUAGCAAAUGUAACAACAUACAGAGAUCUCUAUCACUGAGACCAAGAUGCAUAACAAUGUAUUCAGUAGUAGGCUAAUUUAAUUUGAUGUAUAUAGCAAAGGUUUGGGUAAUGUUUCCUUUUCUUACGAUUAUCAUUUUACGUCAUAUGCCUUACGUAUAACAUAACGUGCUACGCUUUUCCUAAAAUUAACAUUAUCGACGCAACCGCGAAUGUCCUACACAAUUUGUGCAAAAAUACGAACACUACGCAUGCUGCAAUUGAUAUCAUCAGGAAGUCUUGAAAUCAAGCGGAAACAAAUUAUCCUCAGGAUCCCGAAAUCCAACAUCUUUCAAGAACAUUUAACACUUUCUUGUGUUAUAUAAUAUGUGUAUCUCUCUUAUUACGUGGAAUUAAACUGGGCAAACACUAAUAUAAAAAUUUUAGAUCGGUGCUAGGCAAAACGUUACGCAGAGAAAUUGCAAAUUAUACCCUUACAUUUCGCUGCAUGAGCCAAAAAUAGUUAAACAUGGUACACAUUUUUUCCCCUUCCCAACAUUAAUUAUGUACAAGCUCGAGUUCCAAAUUACAUUUGGAAAUUGAAAAGUGGGCAAGGAUAAUUACAGAAGUGAAAUUUUCACUGAAUAUUUGGUAAAGUUGCACCAAACCUCUGCAAGUCUUAACUAAUUUUCAUUCAGUUGAAUACUAAAUUAACAUACUCUUUUGACUUCUUCCUUUUAAGAUGUGUAUAAAGAAAUAUUUGUUGGACACUACACCUCCAAUAGGGUUUACAAAUUUUCUGCUGAAGCUCAAGAGGUUUUUGAAUCAUUCUCAGAUGAAAUUGUAGAACGCACGAAAAAACAGCUUAAAGAAGAUGUUAUCGUUACUGAUAACAUGUCAAAGGAAACUUUAUAA